Molecule: messenger RNA, 5340 nt
Organism: Podarcis raffonei (Aeolian wall lizard)
Lineage: Eukaryota; Metazoa; Chordata; Lepidosauria; Squamata; Lacertidae
Gene: GABBR1
Product: gamma-aminobutyric acid type B receptor subunit 1
Exons: 24
Coding region: 544-3534 (996 amino acids)
Biological process (GO): gamma-aminobutyric acid signaling pathway; G protein-coupled receptor signaling pathway
Cellular component (GO): G protein-coupled receptor heterodimeric complex; membrane
Molecular function (GO): G protein-coupled GABA receptor activity
Source: RefSeq, a predicted model, not a curated record
CAGCUGCUGCUCGGGGAGAUCCCAGCCACUACCGCCACUACUACCGCCACCACCUCUCCCAGCCUUUCCGCCUCAUGUCUUGGAUCUGUUAGGAUCCAGCGCUGGGAUCUACCAAGACCGCCAUCCUGCCUACUCACCCCCCCCCAGAUCACCAACACGCCCGCGCUGCCAGGCGAGAUUGCUUCCUCUCCCAGCUGGGAUCUCUUCAUCACCAAGAGGGCUGUCCCUCUCUCUCCACAACCUCCCGCAUCCGCCCGCCCGUGCGUCGGUCUCUCCGCCGCCGCUGCCGCCGGCUCUCUCAGCCUCUGGGAUGGCUCAGCCGCCGCUGGGAACCCCUCGCUGACUGGGAUCUGGCUUCUCCUCGGAUCGCUCGCUCUCCAUCACCAAGGGGACUCUGCCCACCUCUCUACCAGAGAGCCGCCUCUUCGGGCGCCUCCUUCGCCCUCGCCUGGAAAAUCGGCUACCGCGGACAGCGCCCCAGGCUGGAGAGGAAACACAAGAAGACCUGGGUCUGGAACAUCCCACCAGCGUGUCUGGGGAGAUAUGAUCCCAAGGAGAAAGAUGCCGCUUCUCCUAGUACUGAGCUUGCUGGCGCUGACGACACCGCUACCUGGCGACGGGGCGCUUCAUCUGAACACCUCCGAAGGCUGCAAACUCAUCUUCCCUCCUUGGGAUGGCGGCAUCCGCUACCGAGGCUUGACUCGCGAACAGGUCCAGAGUGCCCGCUUCCUGCCCUUCGACUACGAGAUCGAAUAUGUGUGCCGGCCCGAGCGCGAGAUCGUGGGGCCCAAAGUGCGGAAGUGCCUGUCCAACGGCACCUGGACGGACAGUGAAGUCGAGAGCCGCUGCUUGCGCACCUGUCCCAAGAUGCAUCUGAGCCUAGAGAACGGACAAGUGCAUGUCCGGGCGAUUGAGCGGGUGCCUGUGGAGGGCACCUGGGUGGAGUAUCGCUGCAAUCCUGGCUUCCACCUGGUGGGCAGCCCACGUAGCAACUGCACCAAGGUGGGCCGCUGGAGUUCCUCCAAACCUGUCUGCGAAUUGUGGCGUCCUCCUGUUUACACACCUGGAUCAGGCAAGAAGAGGCUGCACAUCGGCGCGCUCUUCCCCAUGACCGGCGGGUGGCCCGGGGGCCAAGCCUGCCUGCCCUCGGCCCAGAUGGCCCUCGACGACGUCAACAGCCGUAGGGACAUCCUGCCCGACUACGAGCUGCGCCUCGACCACCGCGACAGCGAGUGCGAACCAGGCGUGGCCACCAAGUUCCUCUACGAGCUCCUCUACAAUGACCCCAUCAAGAUCAUCCUCAUGCCAGGCUGCAGCAGCGUCUCAACCCUGGUGGCCGAAGCAGCACGCAUGUGGAACCUCAUUGUGCUGUCCUACGGCUCCAGCUCUCCAGCCCUCUCCAACCGCCAGCGCUUCCCCACCUUCUUCCGCACGCACCCGUCCGCCACUCUGCACAACCCCACCCGCGUGCAGCUCUUCAAGAAGUGGAGCUGGACCAAGAUCGCCACCAUACAGCAGACCACAGAGGUGUUCACCUCGACCUUGGAUGACCUGGAAGAGCGAGUCAAAGAAGCCGGGAUCGAGAUCACUUUCCGCCAGAGCUUCUUCUCUGACCCUGCUGUGCCCGUCAAGAAUCUGAAGCGCCAAGAUGCCCGUAUCAUCGUUGGACUCUUUUAUGAGACGGAGGCGCGGAAGGUCUUCUGUGAGGUCUACAAGGAGCGCUUGUUUGGGAAGAAGUACGUCUGGUUCCUGAUUGGCUGGUACGCUGACAACUGGUUCCGCAUCAAGGAUGCGAAUAUUAACUGCACCGAGGAAGAGAUGAGGGAGGCCGUGGAGGGCCACAUCACCACCGAGAUUGUCAUGUUGAACCCAGAGAACACACGCAGCAUCUCCAAUAUGACAUCACAGGAAUUCAUUGAGAAGCUGACGAAGCGGGUGGAAAAAUCCCCGGAGGAGACGGGAGGCUUCCAGGAGGCUCCGCUGGCCUAUGAUGCCAUCUGGGCCCUGGCACUCGCACUCAACAAGACCUCCACGGAGCUGGUGAAGAAGGGCCUGCGGCUGGAAGACUUCAAUUAUAACAACAGGACUAUCACAGAUGAGAUCUACCGAGCCCUCAACUCUUCAGCCUUUGAGGGAGUCUCUGGACAUGUGGUCUUUGAUGCCAGCGGCUCUCGGAUGGCCUGGACCCUCAUCGAACAGCUGCAGGAUGGCAUCUAUAAGAAGAUUGGGUAUUAUGACAGCACCAAGGAUAAUCUCUCCUGGUACAACAAUGAAAAAUGGAUUGGCGGUGUCCCGCCAGCUGACUACACAAAGGUCAUCAUCACUUUCCGGUACCUCUCCCAGAAGCUCUUCAUUUCUGUCUCGGUGCUCUCCAGCGUGGGUAUCCUGUUGGCCAUCAUCUGCUUGGCCUUCAACAUCUACAACGGGCACGUCAGAUACAUCCAGAACUCGCAGCCGUACCUCAACAACAUGACAGCCGUGGGUUGUGCACUGGCGCAAGCGUCUGUCUUCCCGCUCGGACUGGAUGGCCUCCACAUCAGCAAGGGCCUCUUUCCCUUUGUUUGCCAGGCUCGUCUUUGGCUCCUGGGCUUGGGCUUCAGCUUGGGCUAUGGCAGCAUGUUCACCAAGAUCUGGUGGGUGCACACGGUUUUCACCAAGAAGGAAGAGAAGAAAGAACGGCGGAAGACUCUGGAGCCCUGGAAGCUCUACGCCACGGUUGGGCUGCUUGUCGGGCUCGACUUCGUCAUCUUGGCCAUCUGGCAAAUUGUCAACCCACUGAAACGCACCACAGAGGAAUUCACCAAAGAGGAGCCCAAGAGUGACAUCGAUGUGCUGAUCCUCCCUAAGCUGGAGCACUGCAGUUCGGAGAGGAUGAACACUUGGCUGGGUAUCUUCUAUGGCUUCAAAGGGCUGCUGCUGCUUCUGGGCAUAUUCCUUGCCUAUGAGACAAAGGGAGUCUCCACGGAGAAGAUCAACGACCACCGCGCUGUGGGCAUGGCGAUCUACAAUGUGGCUGUGUUGUGUCUCAUCACUGCCCCGGUCACCAUGAUCCUGAGCAGUCAACAGGAUGCAGCCUUCGCUUUUGCCUCCCUCGCCAUUGUCUUCUCCUCUUACAUCACCCUGGUUGUGCUCUUUGUGCCCAAGAUGCGGCGCCUCAUCACUCGGGGAGAGUGGCAGUCAGAGCAGCAGGACACCAUGAAGACGGGCUCGUCCACCAACAACAACGAGGAGGAGAAGUCGCGGAUGCUGGAGAAGGAGAACCGCGAACUGGAGAAGAUCAUCGCAGAGAAGGAAGAACGAGUCUCUGAGCUCCAGCAGCAGCUGAAAGAGCGGCAGCAGCUCCGGUCCCGGCGGCACUCCUCCAACUGUGCCGCCGACAACCACUUCAACAACUCGGCCUCGGCCUCAGCAGCCACCGCCCCAAACCUCUACCAGCCCAGCCUCCCUCUCGUCCGCUGCCUGGUGGCCGAGCAGGCCGAUAAGCUGGGGCGAAACAACUGCGAUGGCAGCCGCGUUCACCUGCUCUACAAGUGACACUUUUUCCUGGGCAAGCGACACGGAGAAGGGGAGGAGGGCGGGUGGCGCCGGCGCAGCCAAGGCAGGUCGGGGCAGAGGCUCACGAAACCAGUGGGUAGGGACUUGUACAGCCGGCUGGGGAGUUUGCUCAGAGUUCUUUCGUUCGUUUUCUAAGGGGGGAGGGAAGAAGAGAAAUCAUAACCUCUGGUUUUUGUAAAAUACCUUUGUGUCCGUCCACCUGCCUGUGCCCCUUGAACCUGGAAUCCAGGUGCCAACUCUAUGGAGACUUGUUUUAGAAGUAGCGGAUUGCAGGGGACACCGCCGUUUUGCCCCUCCCCUCCCCAAAUGCACAUGCACACUUGGUGACUUGACAAGUGUGCCUCUCUGGAAAGAUGGGUGUGCAUCAGGCAUCAGGCAGAAAUAAGGGUUCUGUGGCUCUUUGUGGUUGGGGUGUGUGUGUGUGUGUGUGUGUGUGUGUAAAUCUCUCAAGACUCUGAACAAUUACAUCCUGCAGUGUCUGUUCCCGUGCAGCUAUUUGGCUAUCUGGCUGCUGCAGCCUACAGAAGCCCCAAUCUAAGUACGGUUCAACUACAGCAUAGCAAUUGACAGUUGUGCUUGCAGUUACCAGUGCGUUUCCCUCCUUGCUUCCCACAAGCAUAUCACUUCCGGGCGCAGCUGGUUGUCUAGAGAAGGUAGCCACUGUAGCUCUGGGACAGUCCACCUGUAUGAACAGUAUUAAAAGGGAUAAUCCGUUUACUUGUGGGCCAAGCCAACCUGUUGCACAACUCGGCCAAAGCGUUUUUGUACUGUGCAAACCCCGAACAGUUCCACGCAGUUAGAUUGCGACAGAUUGGUUUCGUAUGUCAUUUGGCAUUGAAAUGGUCAGACUAGGCCCCCUGCCCAGUCUGAUUGUGGCUGUUUGUGUUGGGAACUAGAAACACAGACACACACACACACACACACACACGCACACAUUCAUUCCUCCUGUGGUUGCACUUCUAAGCCACAUUGCACAAGGCCAUCGAACCUCAUUUUGACCUCCCUUGAUGCUUGCGUAUAUGAGCGCAGGAUUGUGCGCAACUGCAACCUAGUCCCAUCUGCGCGUGUUAAGACUGAAGGCAUAAGUUAAGGAGGUGGGGAUCAAGUGCAGUCAGCUUGUAGGGCGGUGGAAGUUGCAGCAUUCCUGCGCAUUCUCAGUUGCAGAAUGCACUUGUUAAACAGGGAGAAGCUCCUAUCCAGACACCCAGGGGUACAUCCAGAGACUGUGUAAGAAGCCUGAAACCCAACCAGGUUGCUUCCUUUUCAGAGGCAGCUGUCAGCCACUGAAGACACGAACACCUUGCCAGUUCUCUUGUAACAAAGUUCAUAGGGAAGCGUCGCUCUUCGGCGCAUGGGGUGGGCAGAGGCAUCUCCAGUGUGCUUGCCAACUCUGAGCUCUGCCUACGAGAUUGCUGCCUGCAUUGCACUCUCUGCCAGACUCGCCACAAAUGCCUUCAUCUCUCACCCCACCAGGAAUGUAGGAUCUGAAGCCACAGUGAGGGUAAGAGCUGAGCAGGAUGCUGGUGAAUAUUAGGGAAAUGUGGGUCAGCAGCUCCCUUUCGACCAGUAACUUGUGUGUAUGUGUGUGUGUGCAAGCAAGCAUGCAUGCGUCAGCACCUGUUUCUCCCCACACUUUUCCAAUCUGAGCACUUUAUUGUCCCAACAGAUGUGGGUGGGAGCAGUGGGUGCUGCCAAGGGGAGUGGGGGAGAGAAGGGAAGUCUAGGUGCCUGCCAGGUGUCCCCAUCCAGUGUGCAGAUGUUCUUCAGUAAAAUAAUACAAUAUGA